AUGUUGCUUCGAGUUCUGAUUCUCUCGAUUUUCUGCUCCAAUUGCUUGAUUCAAGCGGCAGAAACUCCAUGGUAUUAUCCGAUUAUUGAGAUUCUACAGGCGAAAUUGGUUGAUUUUACAUGCUCUCAAGAAUGUACGACUACAAUGGAUUGUGACACUGGUUUGAGUUGUUUCCAUGCUACGACCUACUCCAAAGGAUGCUGUUUGAUGGCUCUGAAACCGAACGAAACCGGAUGUAUGAUUGAAGAUCAAUGCAAACAAGCAUGUGAAAGUACAAUCUGUGAUAGAUCUCAAUUUCCAUCUCGAUGUCUUUGUGAGAAAGGACGUCAUUUUCUUUUCAAUAAAUGCUGGAAGAAAUGCCCAGAUUUCGCCCACCCAGAACCAAUAAUUGAUGACCGUGGAUUCAGUCGAUGCGAACUGAAAACUGAUUUGAAUACAGCAGUCCAAUACAUGCGCCGAAACAAAAGACAAAUGAGAAACAACUUUUGUUAA
Molecule: messenger RNA, 492 nt
Organism: Caenorhabditis remanei
Lineage: Eukaryota; Metazoa; Nematoda; Chromadorea; Rhabditida; Rhabditidae
Exons: 4
Coding region: 1-492 (163 amino acids)
Source: RefSeq, a predicted model, not a curated record